Linum tenue is the source of this 531-nucleotide messenger RNA. NCBI's taxonomy places the organism in Eukaryota, Viridiplantae, Streptophyta, Magnoliopsida, Malpighiales, Linaceae. The record is from the annotation of a GenBank genome assembly.
AUGAGGAGGAAAAAGAUUCAAUUGCUGGGAUUCUUUGGCAUGACCGUGUCGAUGUGUGUGCUGGCGACUUGGUACAACUACUGGCUUCGGCACUACGUUGGGUUUCCGGUGUUCUACGGAUUGACUUUCUUUUUUGCGAAUUUCGGGCCCAAUGCGACAACGUUUGUGGUUCCGGCGGAGAUAUUCCCGGCGAGGCUGCGGUCGAUGUGUCACGGGAUAUCGGCGGCGGCGGGGAAGGCCGGGGCAAUCGUGGGCGCGUUCGAGUUCUUGUACGCGUCGCAGCCGAAGGAUCCGGCGAAGGUGGACAAGGGGUACAGCCCGGGGAUUGGGAUGCAGGGGUCGUUGUUUGUGAUGGCGGGUAUCAAUUUACUGGGGAUUCUGUUCACGUUGUUGGUGCCGGAGUCAAACGGGAAGUCGCUGGAGGAGCUGUCCGAGGAGACUGAAGCAGAGGAACCGGCGGGGACUGCCGGUGAUGAUGUCAAGGAGGAAGUAGGGACUGCCUCUGCAACCAGGGAUGACAGUACCGUCUAG